AGCCCCACACCGGAACAACCACCGAUAAGCUAAUUAUAUAAAUAGUACCUAUGAAUUAGACUGGAAUUUUCAAUUUCUAAGCUAUAUCCAAUUUAAAUUACCUCAUGUUAAAUCCAGAAUCCUCCCCUUACUACGAACAUACCGUUUGUUUAGCCAAUGCUGCCAAUCCUCGGGCACCUGGCUCAGUUGUGCUUCCAAAACCAUCAAAUCUCAGUGAAGAUUAUCAACUCAAAAUAGCCUAUAGAAAAUAUGUCACUAAACGUUGUAUUCCAUAUGGUGCUAAACGGAUAAACUUUAUUUUUCUUCAUGGUAACGGUAUGAAUAAAGGUAUUUGGCACUAUCACAUCGAUCAACUUUACAAUAUGUAUGCACUGAUUCCCAACAUGUACAUCGACACUGUGUUAGCUCCUGAUCAUAUCAACAUGUGUGAUUCUGCUUAUGUUAAUGGUGAAAAACUAGGUGCUGUUUGUGAUUGGAAUGAUUUGGCUAAGGACUAUGUUCAAUUGGUCAAGAUUCAAGAGAAGCAACUGUUUUUGCAUCCACAGGCAUUUAAUGUUAUUGUGGCACAUUCAAUGGGUGGAUUUAUUGCAUUACAAGUUGUUGCAAGAGAGCCUCAUUUGUUUGAUUGUUCUGUAUUGGUUAACCCAGUUUGUGUUAGUAAUCCUGCGGCCGAUCCAGGAUUCAUUGCCUACCAAAAGGAUUGGUAUAGACGUGGGUAUGUUAAAUUAAACUAUGAUAUUAAACAAGGUGAAAGUUGGUAUGACAAAGUGUUUGACCAUUUUAAGAAUAAGUCAUUCUAUCGUGGAUUCCAACCUACAAUAUUGAAGAAUUUGAUGGAAGAUGAAAUACCAGAUACUUAUAAUCGCGACAAGUAUUAUCAAACUGUUCAAUUAAAACAUGAUGGAUAUCAAGACUACGUAUCUUACUACAGUCAAUACGAUGCGAUUCCUGCCGGUUAUCCAGCGUAUGAACAAGUUAAGGUACCACUUAGAAUCUUAUCAGGAAACAAGGAUCUUUCAUCACAAUUAAUUGGCAAAUUGUGUCAAGAAAAGAUCAAACAUGCACAACUUCACGAACUAAAGGAUCAAUACCACAACAUGCAUGCCCUGUCACCAGACUUGAUUUUGUCCCUUCUAAAUGACUUUGUAGUUGAAACCUAUAACCAUAGUCGUAAACGUAAUGAUUUCGAUUACUUGAAAGAACAUGGGGAAAACUACAAACAGAUUAUGUUUGAGUCUAGAUUAAAGGAGUUCUUGGGUGAUAUUAAAUUCCAAAGUAAGUUGUAGAGUUAAAUAGAAUAAAUGCUUUUG
Molecule: messenger RNA, 1310 nt
Organism: Spathaspora passalidarum NRRL Y-27907
Lineage: Eukaryota; Fungi; Ascomycota; Pichiomycetes; Serinales; Debaryomycetaceae
Exons: 1
Coding region: 384-1286 (300 amino acids)
Source: RefSeq, a predicted model, not a curated record